UGGUGGAGUCUGGUUUAAAUCACAAAAGAAUCUGAAACUUUGAUUCACCCUCAGUUAGAAAAAAAAACGCGUUUUUAACGCUGUGUAAGUUAAAGAAAAAUGUCCGCAAAGGACCGAGUGGACGUUUUACGAGAGCGCAACAAAGAUUUAUUGAACCAGUUGAAACAGCAGAGAGAGAAACUGGAGGGGCUGUUCGGCAGCAGACAGAGCCGCAAGAGGGAGAGAGAGGACGAGGCUGAGGAAAAGACAGACCCUGCAGAGGUCCUCAUCCUGACCGAUGGGGACCGCGGUCCUGCAAGGGCAGCCCUCGCCAAACCUACCAUGAGAUUUGCGGAUACAUGCGAGGGACAGACAGGCAUCCAGAGCACCGUGGCAACACCAUCUGUGACCUCCAAAGACAGAGGAGGGUCAACACCAUCAGAUCUGGUCACAGACAGCGACAGUCAACCACAAGUCCACGACAGGCUGCAGGAUACGAGGCCAGCCAGCACCAAGUCCUGUCUAGUAAAUAACAGAGAAAAGAGCAAGGUUCAGAGUCAGGUCACAUUUCAGUCUGAUGAGUGCGAUGAGAUAUCUGCCUCAGACAGGCAUCAUCUGCAGCCUUUACUCGGGUACGACUGGAUAGCAGGAGUCCUGGAUGCUGAGGACUCCUUGAUAGAGCACUCUGACGAGUUCUACAAUGACCUGCGCGUGUUUCGAUUGCUCAAUAAGGAUGAGUGCGUCCACAGCCCACAAGCAGAAUUUUCUGAGGAGAACCAUUUGGGCCUGCCACUGCUAACGGACCAGGACGGCCCAGAGGCUAACAAGGAUACUCAUCAGUGUACAUUCUCUUAUAGGAUUAACAGCAGACUGUUCCCUGUCCCACUUCACUCUCAGGAGUGCUGUCCAGUGUGCAAAAAGCAAAAAUCCUCCCACCCACACACUGCUGCUGAACCAGCUCUUAUCAGGGUCAGCAUCCCUCGCUCCACCCUCUUGCCACCUUACAAGUACAAAGCUCAUCGCAGAUGCAGUUUUGACCCUUCGGAUAGUGUGGGUUUACCAUCGCACUGUCUCUCAGGCUGGUCAAACAAAGGUCAGAGCACGCUGCCGCCACCCAGCAGCCUCGAUCUGCGGAGCAGUGUGAAUAUGAGGAGCACCGGGUCACAGAACAAGGAAUUGGAGGAUCUCUCUGCGCCCAAACUGCCCAGUAACCAGCUCCCUGACCAGAUCUCAGAUGUGUCUCGCUUGGCUCGUCAUAACUUCCAGCACUUCUCUCCCAAAAGAAAAUUAGGAAGUACAUCUUACUCUUUGCACUGACAAACCAUCAAAGUCUAUUUUUAAGUGAUUAUAGGAGUUCCUGUAAGCCAUCAGACGCCACCCCAAAUGAUUUCCUUUAUUUUAUGAUCAUGUUUUUAACAAUCUGCAUUGUAUUUUUUCAGAAAUGUUUCUCUCGGUAAUGGUUUUCUGUAUUAUCUGGGCUAAAUGUCUACACUACACUGUAAAAGCUGUUAUGACCGAAAUAAACAGUGAUCUC
Chelmon rostratus (copperband butterflyfish) is the source of this 1513-nucleotide messenger RNA. It is a transcript of the gene miip, whose product is annotated as migration and invasion inhibitory protein. Gene Ontology annotation, biological process: negative regulation of cell migration; negative regulation of G2/M transition of mitotic cell cycle. Bases 100 to 1296 code for a protein of 398 amino acids. The record is from RefSeq and is a predicted model, not a curated record. The transcript has 9 exons. NCBI's taxonomy places the organism in Eukaryota, Metazoa, Chordata, Actinopteri, Chaetodontiformes, Chaetodontidae.